CUUAUGGGCGUGUCAGCAGCCAUAUAAAAAUAGGGACAACGAAAUCGAAAGUAUUAUAACGUGUGCCUCAACAUGGCUACUGCGCACCCCGAGUCCGAUGAGGAAACCUCUUCUGGAAGUGAAUCUGAUGAGUCCCAAAGUGACGGAAACUCUGACGUAGAAACUGAUCAGCAUCAUGGGAAAGAGGCCUGCAAGUAUUACAACGGCAAGGGCUGCAAGGACGGUGAUAAGUGCACUUACCUGCACAUGUGCAAGUACGCCCUGAGAGGAAGCUGCCGCGACGGGUCCCAAUGUAAGAUGAAGCACCCGGGAGCUGAAGGAGAGUCCUCUGGUGGGAGCAACAAGGCUUUGGGCUGGUCCGCGCACAGUGGCUCGAAGCUCACCGACGGCCGACUCUACCAGUGGCAGCUCGGUAAUGGAAAUGGCUGGUUGGAUGUUGGUAACGAUCACAUUCUCGAGGCCCAGUACUCGCUGCCCCACACCAAGGGCAUCAAAAUCUACAACACUAAAUUCGGGGCGGUGAGUAUAGAUUUUAACAGGAUGAGAGUGCUCCGAAAGAGCCUGAAAGUGAGACGUUUGGAUGAUGAGAAGACGGUGUGGAUCUGGUACUGCACUCUGCGUCGUAAGUGGACCAAGUAUGGAAACAAGGAUUCGAAGGGCAACACCGGUCCCAUAAAGAGCUACGACAUAGAGAAGCAGUUCCAGAAGGACCCGUCCAGCUCUUACAUGUUCACCGCCGGUGCCGAUAAAUUUGAGAUUAAAUUCAGAGACAUGCAACAGGUGACGGCAAAGAAGAAGAGGAAAGUCACUCGCCGACCGCUGUACCGAUCAAAAGUUCCUUCAACAGCCUUGAAUCUCCAGAAUCUUUCUCUGACCGGCCAAUCCAAGUGGCAGUUUGAGGGGGACAGUGGAGCGUGGCACGACUUCGAGGCCACGGCCAGAUGCUCCGUGGGCAGCGCCGAAAUCGAGAGGAAGUUCGCGCAGAACCCCACCACCGGCAUGACCUUCAAAGUGAAGGCAACCUCCUACAAGCUGGACUUUCAAGCGAUGACCCAGCUCAACCUCAAGACCAAUAAGCGUCGCAAUAUCAGGCGCGUGUGAGGACUUCGAUUGGAUCUCGUAGACCUCGUGAAGGAAGUCUACAAACAAUCAUGCAAUACAAUGUUAAUGUUGAUCUGCUGUUUACGAUGCGGGCGUUCGGAGCACACUUUUUAUUGUUGGUUCUACUUCGGCCUCUUUACGGCAUUUAAGAUGAGAUAGAGGACUGUUUUUUUUUAAAAAACAUGGUUGCCAGAGGGGACUGUGUCAAAAGGCUCCGGAGUUCAUCAACCUGAACCUCAAAGCUGACCAACGUGCACACUGCCAAAGCAACGCUUAUGUCAAUAUACCGACAUUAGAUAUUAUGCCAUGUUAAGCUCAAGCUGCCGCAUUUAUUCAUACUGCCACUUCUGAUAUAAUAAAAAAUAUUUAGACCCCAA
Molecule: messenger RNA, 1478 nt
Organism: Cyclopterus lumpus (lumpfish)
Lineage: Eukaryota; Metazoa; Chordata; Actinopteri; Perciformes; Cyclopteridae
Exons: 10
Coding region: 73-1101 (342 amino acids)
Molecular function (GO): zinc ion binding
Source: RefSeq, a predicted model, not a curated record